AGCAGUAGAAAAUAUGACAUUCAAAAUUUUACAAAGCAAUCUAAGCGACAAUCACAACAUACAAUUUAAUCCUUCAAAAGAGGUUCUAACCGACGCUAACGUUAGUCAUGCUUUGAGAAAUAAUGAUAAACAAGCCUCACAAAAGCCAAAACGAAACGUGUAAGAAAUGCGAUGAUGGAAGGCCUUGCAACCGCUGUAUAAAACUUGGGUUAACCGCAACUUGUAGAGAUUCAGAUCGAAAAGAACGUAAAAAGGGAGUGAAACGAGGACCUUAUAAGAAACGCCAAGCUCCUGUUAGAAAGACUUCUUCGAUGAGUUCAGCAGACGAACAACAACUGGACGACGCACACACUACUCAGGCACAAGCAGUAAAUGUGUGCCCUCUAACAUACCAGUAUACAACCACUGAUAUUAGCGAUAGCCAUGCUCAUUUUCACAAUACAUCUUCUGUUAGCAAGAAUCAUAAUCAAAUGGCAAAUGAAGCUCUAACCAUCGAUUUAAGAGAUAGUAUUUGCUAUCCUCAAGGAAAUUCUUCAAUACCAACAGCUUCAGCAUCUUCGUCAUCAUUAUCAUUAUCUACAGCAUCAUCAUUAUUACCCUCACCUAUUAUUAGUAAUAUCUCGUUGGAUUUGUCUGAAUCGGAUGAAACGUUACACUAUGCAUAUGGUUACACUGCGCCAACAACUGCUGCUACUUCAUCAAAUAACCAGCAUCGCUGCAAUCUUUCGUCCACUACAGCAAGUACAACGAGUAAAAUGCUGGAACAUCAAACCAUAUCAGGCAAUGUCACGCCCUCUAUUAACGCAAAUUACCAGCAGUUCUAUUCUCAAGAAAGCGAUUUCCAUUACUUACAGCAAGGAAGCAUAUAUGAUAUACAGCAGCCUUACCAAUGCUUAAAUAUGACCGACAAUUUUGCUGUUUUCAUCAACAACGAGAACAAUGGCAAUCCUUUCCAAAUAGAGAAAUGUGUUCGGCAACAAUUUUUACCAGAUGCUCAAAAUGUUGAUGGCAACUUUACAACGAAUAUGAUGUUGCUCGACAGUAACACUUACACAAUUGAACAGCAACAAGCUACAAAGAAUGAAUUUACAGCUAUCUAUUAUAACAGCAAUACCAAAAUACCAACAGCAACAACAACACUCCUCCUACAACAACAGUAUGAUAACACUAUAUGAUUCAGGUUGCAGUUUGCAACGAUGAAAGGAAAAAACAACUAUAGUAAAACUUUAGUCAUAUAUGCCGCGUAACCUAUUGCUAUUAGUACUUUGAGUAUAGAAUGUACGCCAUUUACAGUGAAUCACUUCCACUCAAUCAUAGACAAUUUUUAGUACAGUGCCUUCUACAUACGCCUUUUUUCUAUUUUUUGUUUUAGAAUAAAGUUUCUGUAUAGAAUAACAAAUCCUAUCCGUCCAUAAGGAUGACCAUAAAUGUUU
Messenger RNA from Mycotypha africana, 1433 nucleotides. RefSeq lists its product as uncharacterized. The coding region runs from base 123 to 1175 and encodes 350 amino acids. Lineage: Eukaryota; Fungi; Mucoromycota; Mucoromycetes; Mucorales; Mycotyphaceae. The record is from RefSeq and is a predicted model, not a curated record. The transcript is spliced from 4 exons.